AUGUGUAUAAAUUUUUACUUUAAGCAACCAAUUCAACCAGGUCAAAUUAUUAUAAUUCAACCAGGAUCAUUGAAUUUAUUGAUUGGUAGAGCUGUUGACAGUCAGCCAUUAACAAUACCUCACUGUAUCUCACGUAGAAAUAAAUCACCUAUUAAUCAACAGACACAGUCUACAAUAUGGAUGAGACCUCAGAGUAUGCAAUCUGAUUCUAAACAGGUAAUGAAACAUGGUUUAAAAACAGCAGAAGAAGUACUAUCUAAUAGAGUGAUGGAGAAUGGAAAUAUCAGACCUUCCACAUCAUAUAGAGAGUUGGCUAAUCAUAAUACAACAGUACAGGCAGAGAGAACUGAUAUUAAGUGUGUAAAAGAAUGGGCAAAUACAUCAUCAAAGCCUUCUUUUUUAAUUGGAGAAGAUGCAAUCCAUGUCCAUCCAUCUGAUCAAUAUAGAUUGUCAUGGCCGAUACAAAGAGGACAGCUCAACAUUCAUGAAGGACCUGGUGGUUCACUAACAGCAGUUAUAGCUGAUCUUGAAACAAUAUGGCUGUAUGUUAUAGAACAUUAUCUUGAUAUUUCUAAGGCAGAUUUUAAGGUAUAUCGUGUGAUAUUAUUGAUACCUGAUAUUUACAUACAUAAACAUGUGAUUGCCAUGGUAGAUAUGUUAUUAGAUAAUCUUGGAUUUGCUGGUGUUAUUGUCCAUCAGGAAUCAGUAUGUGCUGUGUUUGGGUGUGGUGUUACUAGUGCCUGUGUUGUAGAUGUUGGAGAUCAAAAGACAAGUGUCUGCUGUGUAGAAGAUGGUAUUUCUAACAAACAUACCAGGAUAACAAUGGAAUAUGGCGGUGGAGAUGUUACUAGAGUAUUUCAUUGGUUAUUAGGACGAGCUGGAGUACCUCUACGUGACCUGAAUUAUAGCAGUCUAGUCGAUGGCUUUGUUUUACAAGAUUUAAAAGAGACCUAUUGUCAUCUAGAUUUGGAUGUUUAUGGUAUUCUGGACCAAGAAAUAGAAAUAAAGAAAGUGUCGAAGAAUGCUGUACAUUAUUAUGUGAAAAUGGGAGAUGAACUGGUUUUAACACCAUUAAGUUUGUUAUAUCCAGAUAUGUUUGGUCUCCAAGGCAACCACUUAGUCAGAGUUCAAGGUCGUAAUGAAGGUGAUCCGUCUGAUCCUCAUGAUGAUCAUUAUCUCAUUCAAACACAACGACAGAACAGAGAGGCAGGUAAACUGUCAUCUAAGAAAGGAGCAGAGGAAAUGAAAGAUACAGAUAUUAGUAUGAAUCAAGAUGAUAGCCAGUUUGUAUCUUCACAAAUGGAUGAUGAUUCGAAUGAAGCACCUGAUAAUCUCCAAACCAAUACUGAUAGCCUCCAACAGAAUGAUACUAGUAAAGACAGACGUAAAGAAAUGGAAGAAGAUGAAGAGCUAGAAGAAGGGCCUGUAACUCAGUUGAUGGGUAUAGAUGAGGCUAUACUAUACAGUAUUGAAAAGUGUAGUAAUGAUGAUAUCAAAAGAAAGAUGUAUAGCUGUGUUUUAUUGGUUGGUGGAGGAAUGAAUUAUGAAUGCACUCAGAAAUGUUUAACAAAUCGUAUAAUACCCAACAUUCCACAUUAUCAACGUUUACAGAUGGAGAGCAUGGAUAUACUCUCAAAAUCUAAGGAUGGUGAUCCUAGGAUAAUUUGUUGGAAGGGAGCGGCCAUCUUGGCUUGUCUGGAUACAACACAAGAAUUAUGGAUAUAUCAAAGAGAAUGGAAACAGUUUAAUGCUAGAAUGUUACGAGAAAGGGCACCUUUUGUUUGGUGA
Molecule: messenger RNA, 1788 nt
Organism: Lottia gigantea (owl limpet)
Lineage: Eukaryota; Metazoa; Mollusca; Gastropoda; Lottiidae
Exons: 11
Coding region: 1-1788 (595 amino acids)
Biological process (GO): double-strand break repair; regulation of DNA-templated transcription
Cellular component (GO): Ino80 complex
Source: RefSeq, a predicted model, not a curated record